Lolium perenne is the source of this 312-nucleotide messenger RNA. The record is from RefSeq and is a predicted model, not a curated record. Lineage: Eukaryota; Viridiplantae; Streptophyta; Magnoliopsida; Poales; Poaceae.
AUGCCGGCGUUUGGAGGAGGCAUGGGAGGCAUGACCGGCAUGGGAGGCAUGGCCGGCAUGGGAAGCGUGCCCAUGCCCGCCAUGGGAGGCAUGACCGGCAUGGGAGGCUAUGGAGGCAUGGCCGGCAUGGGAGGACCAACCUAUGGAGGAGUGUUUGGAGGGACUAUGGGAGGCUCGGUGAGUGGUGUGUAUGGGAGAAUGGGAGCAUCACCGGGAGGCUUCGUGUCUUCCAUGAAUGCUACUAUUCCUACUUCAACCCAAGAUGACGAGGAAGAAGAAGAAGGUGUUGACUUGGAAAAUGCGGAAGUGUGA